GGGCGUCACUCACCCACUUUUUUGUCUGCUUCGCCUGUGGAUCAGCGAUUUUUUGUCUCUGGAGCGUGAUUUUUCUCUAUUGUGUGAAAAAUCAAUUUCCCUAGUGCUGGAGAAGUGCAUUGUCAAAACAUCUGACUUCUAUCGGGAACAUACAGCGAAUGGCGAAAAUUAAAUGCACCGUUCUGUUAGGAUACGACGAUGAACCGAUCGCGGAUAAGGAUAAGCCCUAUCUCAAUCAUAUGGUGAAUAAGAUUGGCGGUGUGGCGAAUUGGCCUGCGGGUGAAAUUGCAAUCGCACCUUGUGCUCUAUGUGGCCAAAAUCGUCCCUUACUGUUACAAAUAUAUGCACCGCUGGAGAAUUCACAGUUCCAUAGGACCCUGUACAUAUUUGCUUGCCUGAAUGCUCCAUGUUCGACCCAAUCGCAAAGUUGGAUCUGCGUGAGGACUCAGGCACUGGAGAAAAGUCCCGCUGAAAACGAAGCUUCUCAGGUUGUGAAAACGGUGGCAAGUAAUAUCGCGUGGUGUAGUGGAGCAGAUGACUGGGACGAUGAUGAUACGACGGGUGCGGGGAAUACCUUCAUGAGAGUCGAUACCGGAAAUGUGGUAGAUUUGGAAAACGAAGAGAAUGGUAACGUGAUUCGGUACGAAAACAGUAAAAUAUCUGACGAAGAUGACGAGAGUAACUCGUUGGAAAAUGAUCCGCUGCCAGGGUUCGGAAACCUUAGGGUCGACGAGUGGAAUGCUAACGGCGGCGGAGGUGGUGCCAAAGGAGGAUUGAUUGACAAUUUAUAUACGAGCAAGGCAACGGCAGAGAUAGAAGGGACGGAAGGUGAUGUGGUUGUGGUGGACACGCCUUUGUCGCCUAAGAGAGAUUUGCUGGCACUGCUAGAACAGCCGCAAGUUGUGCCGAGAGGACUGAAAGAUCUUACCCUCAAGAGCUUCUACAUAAGUGUUGACGAAGAACGCUCGUGUUCGCCGGUGAUAACUGAACAUGUACGAGAGUUGUUACAGGAGUAUCAAAAACACGAGGAAGUUAAAACUAGCCCCGACAGCCCGUUGGGACACGGAGCUGUUGGAGGAGGGCAACCGGUACCAAUGGACCAAGAACUUUAUGAAAAAGGCAUUCCUAUCCAUGGGGAUCUCAUGUUCCACAAUUUUAUGUCAAAGCUACAGGAGAACCCCGGUCAGAUAUUACGUUACUCGCGGAAUGCUACUCCCGUUCUCAUUGCCCCGCUGAAGGAACUACUAUCGCCAAUUUGUCAGCACUGUGGCUAUGAAAUGAUUUGUGAAGUGCAGAUUCUACCAACCAUCAUUGAAAAGCUCCGGCUAGAAGCUACUGGAGAGUGUGCUCCAAUUGAUUUUGGCAACGUACUAGUGUGGACUUGCACCAAGAGCUGUUGGGACACGCCCGACAAGAUGCGAACUGAGCAAGUGCUGGUGCAGCAGGAGUCUUAAAUUGUCUUUCCGUUCCAGGAACGCAUCGUGAUUUUAUGAAUUCGAUUCGAUUCACAUUUUAUCUAAGUGUAGCAGUAGAAUUGCAAGUGAUCUUACCGAACCGUAAAUUGUUAUCUCAUAAACGAUAUUUAUAACAAAUAUAAAAAUAAUUCGCUAGUAACAUUCAAUAUAGCAACAAUUUGCUAGCUGGUGCUUACAGAACUCCGAAUAUAACUUCUUCACAUUACUUUAGAUAUAAAACGUCUACCCGGAACGACAACCAUCACUGUCUUAGCCCGGUUAGCGAAUAGUUGCUGUACACAUAAACUGUGAAAUUUUAAUGGUUUUUAGAUACUUUAGCGUUAAAAGGAUAACCAUUUUAAAAUAUCCGUGCUAUAAAGAGUCAGUGAUGCAAUCGAAUUUGCAAGUUUAAAACAAAAUUCCAAGUACCACAAACAUAUUCCGUCAUGUCAAUUGAACAAGUUACCUAAGGCAACGUCUGCAGAAAACGAUAGAACUAAAACUGCAUUUCACCUAAACGUAUCAGGCAAACAACCAUAGAAGCAUGUGCUCAGCUGAACAAACGAGACAUAAUUCGGUGAACAGCUUUUUGAUAGAACAUUUUAAUGUCGAACCGUUGAGGAAUGCGAACAAGGUUUGUUUUGAGAAAAGGUCUUCCUCUGUUGUAUCCAAUCAAUUAAAGAACCCCUAGAGUGCAGAAAAGGCUAGUCCUAGUAGAAUAAGUGAGAAGAAAAAAAAACUAGACUGACACGUCAUAACGGAUGUUUGAAAGGGCUGGAUUUUACAAUGCAAUUUACCAUCAAUCUUGAAAAAUCCCUCUAUUAGAGUAAUUUAUCAUGCAUUUUUAACUUUAUAGACAUGUGGCAGUAAUUGCUGCUUAGUAGGUGAACAGGGCAGUUCCGGUCAUCGGUUCGAUCUCAUAACGUUGAAUAGAACGUAACAUAAGAUCCAUACAAAAUCAUUUGUCAAAAAAUCCAAAUACUUCCCGAAAUAAUAAUUUAAUAUUCGUUAAAUUCCACAAUAUACAUAAGUUGGGCAUCUUGUGCUAACUAAACAAUUUGAGUUUUCAAAAAUAAAUGGGUGUCGCUUUUUACGCGAUUGUUUUGGCCUUUUGAUUUAUUAAACCAUUGAGUUGAUCCCACGAAAAAAAAAAAAAUAAGAAAAAGCCGGAUAAAAAGUGUGGAAAUUGAGGCAGACCAAGAAAUUGAGUUUUGAGAAAUCACGUUGAAUGAAAAAUGAGAUCGAAUCGAAUAAACCAGUUUGAAAUAGUUUUCUUUUAAUAUUUGAAAGUGUUAAGUAGCAGUUCAUUGAAUAUGAUAAGCAAAUCGAAGAAAUAAACCAAACAAUGAAUCAACCGUUCAACA
Armigeres subalbatus is the source of this 2818-nucleotide messenger RNA. RefSeq names its product programmed cell death protein 2-like (gene trus). The record is from RefSeq and is a predicted model, not a curated record. Lineage: Eukaryota; Metazoa; Arthropoda; Insecta; Diptera; Culicidae. Gene Ontology annotation, cellular component: cytoplasm. The transcript is spliced from 3 exons. Gene Ontology annotation, biological process: apoptotic process. The coding region runs from base 159 to 1454 and encodes 431 amino acids.